AUAAAAAGAGGGAAAGUGGAUGGAUGCAUGUCAGUUGGUGGCAGAAACCAAAGCAGAAGCAUCAGCAAGGCUGCAGCAGUACUGAACAGAACAAUGAAGUUGUUGGUGUUGGUUUUAACCAUCGCCCUGCUGUUUACAGCUGGUGAAGCCCUUAACUGCCACCGCUGCGUCUCCAAGACGGCUGGAGGAACCUGUGAGCACACUGUGGAGACAUGUAAACCAGGGAAGGAGGCCUGCGCUGCAGUCAAGUUCCUCAGACCACCAAAUGCCCAAUUCCAAAAGUGCAUGGCUCUGGAAGACUGCGAAGUGCUGAAGAUGAACGCCUACCUUGAUGUCAAGUGCUGUACCAAUGGCAUGUGCAACACCUACUAAAAUUACAAUGUAUUAAAAGUAUGACUGAAAAAAGCAAAUAAACCCUAUGACUCCAAUGCUGACUGCUGCAAGUGACUCCGAAGUGUGAGCGCAUGCAUGAAUUCAAAGAGGCAACCUUUCAUAAGAGCAGAAAUUGCUGUCAGCCCUUUCCAAUCACAAAUAAUAAAAAGUGACAAACAA
This is a messenger RNA of Plectropomus leopardus (leopard coralgrouper), 552 nucleotides long. It is a transcript of the gene ly97.3, whose product is annotated as lymphocyte antigen 97, tandem duplicate 3. NCBI's taxonomy places the organism in Eukaryota, Metazoa, Chordata, Actinopteri, Perciformes, Serranidae. The record is from RefSeq and is a predicted model, not a curated record.